Molecule: messenger RNA, 1353 nt
Organism: Penicillium cataractarum
Lineage: Eukaryota; Fungi; Ascomycota; Eurotiomycetes; Eurotiales; Aspergillaceae
Exons: 1
Coding region: 1-1353 (450 amino acids)
Source: RefSeq, a predicted model, not a curated record
AUGUACCCCUGGCAUGCAAAACUCGCAUCUUGGGCCGAGGGGACGGGACUUCACAUCGAUGCCCUCGGCCUUGUUACCCUCCUCGGGGCGGAGGAAAUGGAUCGAAGCAUAGGGAGACUUGUCCCAAGCCUUUACUUCGACUUUCUACCUUUGCUAGGAGCGUUUGUCGUGGCAGGGAACCGAUUCACCCAGAAGAAAUCCGGCUUUACUUUGUACAAUGUCUCGGAGGGGAUUAUGACCACCGAACUUGCUGGGUGGUUCUCCAGGUGGCUUCAAGGACAAGAGCUUCAUCGAGUUCGCAGCAUCAUUCAUUGGGAAGUAGGUGACCGACCUCCCAGAUGGAGAUCGUUCCUCAUCGGAUUACUUCUGAUAAGUGUUCCCACCCAUGGAACACUCAUUGCCCUCACCGUGUUGGCGGCCGACUGGUGGGGGUUUGCAAACGUCAUGGCCAUGAUUGUUUCAGUGGUUGUGAGAUAUAUUCAGGUCGCGCAAAACCAAGCUGGUAUUGAUAGAAAUAUCAAAGACGCUCAGCAAGAGGCCCAAAGCUACAAUUAUCGACAAAAAUUCGAGAUCUACGAGGCAGCAAUUGCACACCAUGAAGAAUUGCAUCAAAAGGGGACAAUCAGCGAAGAAACAAAACUACCUGUGGAGCCCAGGGAUCCAAAUGAAAUUGCCAAAGUGAUCGUUAUCACGGAGGACUCCAAAGCUGUGACUAUCGCUGCGCCAAGGUAUCUGGUCAAGCAGGCCUUUACAGCCAGCCCACAAAUUCCGAAUCGUGUUCUCUACACAAUGUGCCAAUGGACUGGUUGGGUCGCAUUCGCUGUGCAUGUUAUCAGCAUUGGUAUGGCCGGCCUCUAUACUCAAAUCUGCUCGGUCGUCAUCAUCCUUGUUGCUACCGUUCUAACAGCCCAUAAGGUUGGCUGCGAAGAUUCGACAUUAUUGCCACUCCUCCGCAGCAAAAUCGGACAAAGCACGGAUGAAGAUAUGGGGUAUAGCUGCUGGGUUAGCUCAAGAUUGAAAGCUACCCUCUCGUCCUACCCAGCCUCCUACACUGAUUGGAGUGACACGCAACAAGGCCGUAAACUCCCCAGUGUACAGGAAAUCAACGAGUUCAGAGGAGUCUCGAGAAGGAGCCGAAGAAAGCCGACCGAUAUAGAAUCACCUAGCUCGAAGCCAGACAUCUCAGUCAAGGUUCCCGAGCGCCGUCAAGAUCUUUAUGCGUGGCUGGACUUGACGACAGAGGAAGAUAGUCAUCUCAACUUUUGGGGACUCAUACCCCACAACAAGGAGUGGAAGAAUAUGUAUCUAGAAAAGAAAGCCAAACACCGCAGGCGGAUGAGUGAAUCUUGUUAA